Pocillopora meandrina is the source of this 8202-nucleotide messenger RNA. Lineage: Eukaryota; Metazoa; Cnidaria; Anthozoa; Scleractinia; Pocilloporidae. The record is from the annotation of a GenBank genome assembly.
GCAGAGCCUGUCAAAUUUUCCAUUCGAACUGAGCGACUCUCUCAAGUUCUAUCAGAAAGCGCUGUGAUACCUCUGUGAAUAAGUAUUCGUUUCUGUAAAGAAAAUCGUUAUCUUCAACGGACAAACGAGGAUUUAUUGAAGAAUUCUCGUAAAACUAUGAGGGUUUUCUGUUGUCCCGCAUUUACGUAUGUUGUAUCCUUCAUUAUACUCAGCCAUAUUGAAGUAGUGGCAAGUAACAACGCCACUAAUGUAUCCGGUAAGUAUAUUUUUAGUUCAACAUCGCCAGGUAUUUUCAUAGCAUUUCAUCCACUGACCAUUGCAAAAUUUCGUGUAAUUUUCGCUGGAACGCUAAGCGUCGAAAUACGACGAAUUAAACGCCGCUUUAAAUGGGUAUACAUUUUUAUUAUUCGCGAGCAAGAAUGUUAAUUACAAACCUUGUAUUUAUCGAUAGUGGUUUAAGCAACGAUUUCCCGAUUUCAGGAGGUUUCCUGCGAUAAAAAUGCAUCCAAUUUUUGGAAAGAAUCCCACUGGAUACAAUUCUCGAAAUGAUUUUCAGCUUUGUUCAUUAAACGGGUAUAACUUAUUGCCCAAAGCGCAGCCAAUGUUUAUUUUCGCUUUGGUGGUACAUGACUUUAAGAAAAGUCACCGUUGAAUUUUUGCGUUCUUUUAAAACGUUUUGGAAAAGUUCUUCAUCUAAGAAAUUUGGCAUUCGUUUAGGCGCUACACACUCAAAGGCUAACGUGCCAUUUUUCAGAAUCAGAGAACUUGCACAAAUCCGAAAUUUUUCUUGCUUUUAAUAAUUGAUAUUCGUAUGUCUUCUCCGAAGAUAGUGAAGACACACGAGAUAAUGAGAAUUUUUUAAUAUAUUUCUAUUAAACUUACCAACUUACUAGUUCCGUCCGUUUUUUAUUUCUCGGUAGUUUAGAAUGGUUCUGCAGGUUUGCCGAUUAGACUAAAAUUUAAAAGACAUUCUACACAAUGGUCAAAAUUACUUCUUUUCGUUUCUUAAAAGAGAGUCUCGAUGCGGUAAUGGCUUUUACGGCUAAAGCUUAAAAAUUUUGGCCACUUUACAGUAACGGUUGAUGUCUUUAAAUUGUGAUCACAUGAAAUAUUUUUACGGUUGAUUUUUGUACGACUGACGGACCCUCCUACAAUUUCAAAUACAUUUUUGACAAAUACUUGACAAAAUCUGGAAAACAAUCAACAAACAUAAGGAUAACAGUUCUUCAGGGGUAAAUAAAGUUCAUUUUUUUAUUUAAGUCUCCCUUUAAUAAACGGCAGAAACCGCGAGACUAUUUUUAGAUACAAAACCGUUUUUUUUAGAAGAUAGUCGAAGUAAUCCUGAAGAUAAAUAGGUUUUAGCUUAUCUUGCAUGAUUCAAAACAUUAUUAACAUAAAUAUGUAAAAUGGUGGGGAAGUUUUUCUGCGAAGACAUUCACUGGCUUCCUAAUUGCGUGGUUGUUAAUUACAGGAAGUUGUACGAUACUUUAAACCGCAAUAUUCUACAAGCCCUCACUUAUACACAAACGAAAAUGAUAAGUGUAUGUUUCAUAGAAAAAUCAAGCUUCACAAAAGUUUAAAGAGAAUGAAAAGAAAGUUGAUUUGUGUAGUAUAUUCUGGCAAUAUCCUUAUUAUGCUUUCCGCUACGAAUUGUUAAGGUAGCUGAAUUUUAUUUGGCCUUUUUUUUUUUUUUUUUUUUGCCAAGGACAGUCGUUUCAAAAUUCACCUGUAUGAAAACGGUUUUAAAAAGAACAAAACUGCAACGCACGAUUUAGCUAAUAAAAGAUCUAUUGAAUGAAAGAGAAAAAUGAUAAUCCAAAGAAAUACCACCGAUAUGUAACAGGGACACCCAAAUUUGUUCUCGCGAUUUAAAAUAUUGUAGUUUUAUGUUUUCAGAUAUCUGUUUGUGUCAAUUCACAUCGGAAAGAGGACUUUGACACUUAAAAUAGAGACAUAUGUAGGUUUUGAUGACACAGAGUAACAUGAUCUUGAAUUGGACUAUGUAGAGCGAUUGGAAUCUUAAGGAACGAGUAUGAGAGUGAAAUUUGCAAAGUUAAAUUAACAUUGUGUUUAAGAUUAUACAUCUUAUAGUAGGUUAUUUCACAUUUCCUGUUCUCAGGAUUCCUUGCAAUUUUCAUCUGUCCCUCUGGCACGUUUGUUUCUUUUUAUGUUGUUUUCUUCAUGAUCAUGGUGAUUUACAUUUUUUUUCAGUGACGUACGCCCGGUUGCCCAGCAAUCAUCCCUCUGCAUAAUCACCUUAGAAAAUAUACCAGUACUAGAAAUGUUUGAACAAAACCUGGAGUUAAUGACCUGAUUAAAUAUUCAUAAAGAGAUUGAAUUGGACCAAAAAAGGUUGCAGUUGGGGAAAAUCAACAGCUUGAAAAGUUUGCUUCUAAAUCUUCAAGACGAAGAAGUUGUGAAUAUCACGGUCACCUAUCGUUUUACAGAGAAGUGAUUGGUUAUAAAUUCUAUACGAUAACAAAUAUCUAUUUUUAUCAUUGCAGCACCCCAAGCUACAGGCUGCCAACAGCAAGUAGUUAACAAAUGUCCCAUGUCAUUAAAAAUCGACUGGUGGGAGAUUCCACCAUACAUUUACAAAGACUCAAAAAAAGAAGUAACUGGCAUCUUUCCAAAAAUUCUGGAGAAGCUUGUAAAAGAUUGUUGUGAUGGCGGCACAGAUAAACCAACCUGCGUGAAGCUCAAUUUUAGUGAAGUUCCCUCCAAUGACUCUGAGGUGGUUAAAAAGCAAAUCGAUAAGAACGGUACAUCUCCAUACAUCUUUUUACUUACUUUUUUAUUAUCAGUUUCUCUACUGCUUCAAUAUUUUUUCCUUUCAUCUGUGUUUUCCUAAUCUGCUUUUCUUUCUUGAUUAAAGGUCAAAUUAGUGUUUUAAUAACAAUCGAGUCACGAGUUUUCAAUUGAUUGUCGAAAGUAAUUCGGAAUUGCUCUGUUUUUGCCCUACUUCACUUUGGGAUUGGUCCACAGACUUGCGCCAUUUUCUUAACCAAUCAGAAGGGUCGCCUGCGUUUUCCCGCGCUUGAGGAAGUUUGGUUGUUUUUUCUUCCCUUCUCUAUGGCUCUUUAGGGUUUUUUUCCUUUCUUCUGAUUGGCUGUUGUGGUUACUUUGGGUUCGGUUUUACGACACUCAAUCGAAAAGCGUUCUUCCUCGAAUAUUGUGUUCUCUGAGAGGGAAAUCUAAGUGUCUAUGUUCUUUUUACGAGAAACUCAAAACAAGAAGAAUAGAGACUGAUCUUAAAAUGAUUUAAUAAUCUACCAAGCUUGUAAGUGAAAGAACAAAUAUCAUUCAAAAUAACAGGCACACUGAUCAGCAUGCCCGUAUAUGGAGACAUGAAAGACGUGACUUUUCAAAACCACCCAUAUUAUCCAGUCGUCGAGUCUCCUGGCGUUGUGUUCAUCGUCAAAAAGGAAGAUUCAUCCAAUGCUGCUCAGGCUGUCAUGGAGGCUGUGUUCCAGGGAUGGCCUGUCCUCCUCCUCACGCUGAUCAUGGCUGCGCUGUCUGGCAUAGUAGUUUGGGCACUGGUUAGUACACGAGGCUUUCUUUCUCAACUCUGAGUAUCAAUUCUCAGCACUGUGUGUCACAUAUUUCCUAUAGUUUUGGCUCAGAAAAUAUGAUGUUUGAUCAAAAAAUAACCAAGAGGUGAUAUUUUAUUUUCUCAAAUCAUUUUCCAAAAUGUAUCGAUAUGUGGGGAGAAAUUCUCUAAUGGUUGCUCUCGGGAGUGAAAACUCCGUAAUUGAGGAUUACGUUUAACCAAAUAAAAUUAUUCUUAUAAUAUCAUUAUCAUUAUUUGAGUCUCGUGAAUAACAUAACAAAAAUACAUAAUUUUUUUCGACAACAUUGCAUUAUCUGACAAUAAUAGAAUACUCACAGCAGUACAUUGCAGUACAUUAUAAUACUUCUUUACUGACACAACGCUAUUGCUAACAGUGUUACAUUCUUAACAGGUAAUUUUAAUUUACAUUAAAUAUAAAACUGCAAUGGUCAUGGAAUUUAUCACACGAACUUUCCUAAGAAGCACUCCAAGCUUCCAAGUUAUUAUUAUUAAUUCGUUUUUGGAGACAUAAUUAUCCCAUUUUCCCGACACACGGGUGGCUCGAAACCUUAACCCUCAUUUAAUCUCUAUUUUUCAACAAACUCCUCAUCAAGGUGUUUUCUUCUUCUUUUAGGACACUUACUGGAAUCCUGAAGAAUUCCCGCGCUCGUUCUUCAAAGGAACAUGGGAAGGUUUUUGGUGGGCAUUUGUAUCCAUGACAACUGUUGGGUGAGAACGUUGUUCGUUGCUUUAGCGUAUAUUUUUAACUUAAUGGUCGUAUAUAGUGAAAAGUUAUCAUUUAUCGUCGAGGGGGGAGACCUUAUCGUGGCAUAGCCAAAAUCCCCCAACCACCCCUCCCCCUCCCGUCCCGAGCAAAAAAUGAGGAGUGGUGCUUAAGUAGAUUCUGAUAAGAGCAACAUUAAAUUGAUAGAGUGGCAUUCCACACUGCCACAGAGCUUUCUGAGUAAAUGUCAUUUUAGAAAAAAUCCUAUAAAAGCCAAUCUGAACGAAAAUGCAAGCCAGCAGCCACAAGUGCAGCGGAAAGGAAGUGAACAUGCGGCCGUUGAUUUUGGUUCUGCGUCUCAUUGUUAAAGGGACUGGCACGAGUAUUCAAGCGAAAUUAUAAUUCUACAACCGUAGCAAAGCUUUGCGGUUACAACUAUGAUCCAUAACUCAACGGCAGAAAAAAACUGUGGAUCAAAACUUUGUUCAGCUUCAACAACAAAGUAAUUGAGAUCAAAGGAAUAAAAAUUGAAAACUAGAGGUUAAAUCACGCCUCUGUUUACCUUUCAGGUACGGUGACCGCGCGCCACGAUCAGUGCUGGCUCGUACGUUUGCUUUCAUCUGGGUUCUCAUUGGGCUCGUGAUUAUAUCAAUCUUUACCGCUACAGUCACAACGUCGCUCACCGCCAUAUCGCUUAGCAACGAAAUCAAACUGUAUGGAUCUGACGUAAGUAAAAUAGCUCCAAUUGAGAAUGGAAAUAUUUGAAAGGAAAUCGUCAAAUUUUGACCAGUUUGAUCCACGUACGUAACACUUACAACCACCUCAGUAGUAAACGGUGGUACUAUGGCGCACAGCCAAUCAGAGUAGAGUAUUUUGUACCAUAUGGUACUAAUGCACCAAUCAUAUGGAUUUUCCUCCAAGAUGGCCUCCAUAACUUGCAAUACUACUUGAAAGACCUGCUCAGUUGCUUUCGUUGAAAAGGUCAAAAAUUAGGGUUUUAUCCGCUGACUUAUCUACCUACUUACGCAGCAAAACGUGCUCUGUUUACCGGCGAAAUUUCUAUUAGGUUGUCGCUUUGAAGAACACAGAGGAGCAAAGGCUUGGUGUACGAAACAAUGCUAAAGUUACAGGUUGGUGACAAGAUUUCUCGUGUAAUAAAUUCACUGUGUUCGUUAACAAAGUAAGACACUUGCAUCUAAAAUCGCACCUGCCAGUCCAGAGGCAACUCUGCAGAUCCAUUUUUUUUCCAGGUUGAUAUCAUCCUUAUUCUAUGCUUUUAGAUUGGCCGUCACAUAUCGUGUUCAUUCGCAGAAAUGUUGUGACAGCCAUUAAUCAGAAGUGCAGUUAAAGUAUUUAACAAUGGAGCUUUACAUAUGUAUUCUGACAUUUCAGAACUAAACAGCGUCAGUGAACUCAAAGAUACUGUUAUAAACCAAGAACCAAAAGUUACUGGAGCGCUGCUAGAUAGUUAUGUCGCAGGCUACUGGGCUAAGGUAGCAGAAGACCCUGUUUUAAAGAACCCGGAUCUCCGCGUGGGGACUGUGCUCGAUCAUCAGUUUGCUUAUGGCUUCGUUAUCGCUGGUGCUUUGAAAGAGGCAGAAAAAUGUAUGAGGAAGAAGCUUAACAGCAUGGAAACCGAAAUAACGGGAAUCAUCCAAGAGCAGGCAAAAACUAUGGAGGUAAAUGUUUCACGCCUUUUAACUUGAACUCUUUUACAUUUGGUUUUUCCAUACUUCUUUGACAGUCAGAAGUUUGGGGAAGAAGUGCAUAUGAGAAUUAGUGUGUUGGACUCCAGUAAAAAUAAUUGGCUUGGUUACCUGGUUGUUGUUCUGGUAGGAGGCAGAGUUUCGUACCUUCGGGUAAAAAGCAUAACUCAUAAAGCGCCUCUUGCCGCCCAGGGGUUAGUUUCCAAACCGAUGUGGUGGAAGUGGGACAACUUUCAACGGGCUAAACAUCAGUUUAAGUGAAAUACACAACACUCUAAGCUGUCAGUACUUCAUCCUACAGACACAAAGACAAGAUCAGGUGGUGUGGGGCAAUAGGUUCCUUCGCCGCCUUGGUAUGUUUGUUGCCUACUGAUAAAUACUUCUUUUGCCAAUAGCUUAGCUAUUAGGAGGGAAGUUGUUACUCACGAGCUGAAAAACAAUUUGUGAACUCGGGAAGAACCACAACUCAAAGAAUAAAAAUAGAUUUGCUCAUGAGCACAUCACGUGAUGAUGGCCCUUUUCCUUGCUCUCCCAGCUUAGCGUUGAGUAUAUACUCAGGAUAAUCAACGCUUGAUGAAAAAAAUGUGCAUGAAAUUUGAAUUGUUUUUUUUACCAAAAAAUAAAAACUUUCAGGAACCAGGGGAGAGCGCAGCCGUGGAGAAAACAAACAAUCUAUUUGAUGCCAAAUCGCCAAUGUUCAGGAAAGCCAUCUACACUUGUAUCGGACUUGUAGGUGCGCUGACCAUAUGCGGGCUCAUUUGGGAGUUCCUAUAUUGGCGACCACGUCAGCCUAAAGAAGCAAAGACAGGUAAGAAGCUUUGAUUCAAUAAUACACUCUCACGCAUGGGGAGUUAUUAUUCUUGGCUGGAAAUCUCGCAAAGCAAUAUUACAGUGCAGCAGAAGGCAUCUUAAUCAAUACUUACUCAUGGAGUCGGACUGCUAUCGCAGCGAUACUGAUUUUAGCUUCCUAUGGUGGCUAAUUCUUUUGUUUUUUUUCUCAUUUUAUUUCAGAGGUUGAACGGAUCGUGACACCAGAAACCUCUUACGAAAACCUAGUGGCCAUGCAGUGUGCAGAAAUCGAGGAGGCCAUGAUGAAUGAGGUUCAACGAUUUUACAUCGCUUGGAACAAGAAACUGGAAGAACUGAAGCGCCGCAACGGACAGAGUCCAGGUGACGUGAAUGUAAUUGGUAUGGGGGUGAGUGGAGGCGACAUGAGAAGCAUGUGAUGAGAGCUGUGCGGGAACGACACGGUCAGCAUUAGCGAAGCAUUUAUUGACAACACUUUUCAUAGGCUACUGUUAGGAACUAUUAAUGGUCAGAGCAUGCGUAGAUCUGACGAACUUACGAGAUGAGCAUCGAAACCCGAAACUGAAGGACACUGUAGUUAACUGCAUUGAGGAUUUCUCCGCUACAAACAACCGAGUAGAAGAAUUUAGAACCUGUAUUAAACGAGUGACAUAAAUGCAAACGACGUUUGCCUCUAGACUUACAUCGCACCUUUAAACCAAACUAAGGAGUGUAAGCGUCUUUAUCCCAAGUCUCUCGUCAUUGUCAAUACUUUAAGCUAAUGCUGGACUUUUUAACAGGCCAGGAGCCUGUUACGUUCCCUACAUUGUAAAUAGUGUUCCAUUAUCACAUUUGCAGCCACUUCCUGCGUUACGUAAAGAACUGCCAACUUUUAUCUCAUAAUUUUGCUGAAACCUUUCGUAUUAUACAAAUGACCCGCCAAUCUCGAUAGCAUGAUAGCGAUUACGAGGCCGUAGGUCAAAGGUAAACUAACCUCUAUUAGCAGAGCUCUAAAUACCAGUGCUUUUAAAAAUAUUACAUAAAACAUUUCCAUAAGUUUUUGAGCUUAGAUGAAACACUAAAUUUUUUAGAUUCGUAAAAAGGUUAUCACCAUCAUUUAGUCAUUGUUAAAACAGUCUAUAUAGUGUUGGCAGAUAAGGAAUGGAGGGUAGAACCCCUAUCUCUCUUCCUGAGUUUAUAUUGUGCCGGUGGAGACCCCCCCUCCUUGUCUUUGAUCUCCACCACCUCCUUCCCGCCUUCCUCCCCCCCUCCACCCCCCUCGUUACCUGAAUUUCUGGAUGUGCCAAAGCUAUGUAUAUAACCAUGAAGAUUAUUAACAUAGGAAAGUAUUAAUGAUUUAAGCAGAUGACAAUGGACAUUGGAUAGGGCCACUGAUGAAGGAGCCUUUCGGGAAGACGUGAAUGUGUGCGUUCCUG